UAUCUGAAGUUUCUAAUGUUAGUCUUCUGCUUCAGAAGGGUUUAUGUCUAACUAGAACACAUUGGACAAAGUCCAACUAGUUUAAUCUAACUGAAAUGUUGAUGUUUAUUAAUAUUUUUAUUGUAACAACGUUUAGUGUUGUCACGACUUUAAGUGUUAAAGAAUCAGGAAGUACAAAAGGUGAACUGUACACAGAAUGAAAAACAGCUGAUGAAAAUCACAGUAACAAGAAGACAUACUGUACAUGCAAACUCAUCUUUUUGUAGACAAUAAUAAUUAGUGUAUAUUUCUUUUAAAAUGUUUUAAUGCUUUGAAACAUUAAACAGUUUAAACUGAUUGUGUUUUUGCUAUAUAUGCUUUGAUUAGAUAAAAUAAUUCUGCAUAAUAUGUUUAAUGUAUUGAUGAAUGUUUUGGCAUUUAAGCAUUUAGCAGAUGCUUUUAUCAAAGAAAGGAAAACAUUAAAGUAGUUCAUCAAUAAAACUGAGGCUGUAAUACGAAACAUUCUAAGUUACAAAGUUUCAACAAUUCCUAGAGACCAAACCUGUUUGAAGCAAAAAAAAAAAAAAACGAAAAAAAAAACGAAAAGAGCAAAUGAGAGAGUAGAGAAUAUGUUAUAUAUUCUGUAAUGAAUAUUCAAAAACAUUUGCAUUCAUUCAUUCAUUUAGGAAGUACCUUUCUUCAAAGUUUGUCUAAACAUUAAAUGCAUUUAACAGCCAGAAACAUUUUCAGUUUUGUUCUGUGUUGUAUUCUGUUUGAGUCUUUUUGAAAGGUGACACUGUGCAGCACUGCAGGGCGAAAAAAUAAGAAGUUCUGUCAUAGCUUAAUAAAUAACAUGGGCAUAGGUUAAUAAGACUUUGUUUUAAAGAAAGGAAAAACAAAAAAGUAAUUGAACUGCAAUGUUAAUGUUGUUGAUAAGGUAGGUGUCAGAUGUGGUGUUGUGAUUGUUUCCUCAAAAGCUUUAAAGAGAAGACAAACAAUGGCAGAAUCUUCACCAACAUCACCAAGACGGACCAGAAUUAAGAAUAUGAGUCCACCUCCAUAUCUGUCUGAAAAGCUUCAGUGUUCUGUGUGUCUGGAUUUGUUCAAUGAUCCCGUCAGCACUUCAUGUGGACACAACUUUUGCAACAACUGCCUGGAUACAUACUGGGACAACAGUCAGAUCUACAGCUGUCCAUACUGUAAAGAAACAUUCAGUAAAAGACCAGAGCUCAAGAUAAACACUACACUUAGAGAGAUCACGCUGAUCUUUAAGGAAAAGUUCAGUCUGAGAAGAUCUGAAGUCCUCUGUGAAAUCUGUGAUGAAAGAAAACUGAAAGCCUUAAAGUCCUGCCUGAUGUGUCAGACAUCUUACUGUGAAACUCACCUGGAGCCUCACCAGAGAGUCCUGAACUUAAAGAAACACAAACUGAUGGAUCCUGUGGAUAACAUAAAGGACUAUAUAUGUGAGAAACAUGAGAGACCUCUGGAGCUCUUCUGUAGAGAUGAUCAGACAUGUGUUUGUGUGUUUUGUACUGAUGGAGAUCACAAGAAUCACAACACUGUCCCUCUAGUGGAGGAGACUAAAGAGAUAGAGACUCAACUAAAGAAGAUGCAGCAGUAUGCAGUGGAUGUGACUCUGGAUCCUGAUACAGCUCUACCAGAACUCAUCCUGUCUAAAGAUAGAAAACAAGUGAAACAUGGAGACAUUUGGCAUAAACUCCCAGAUAAUCCAGAGAGAUUUGAUAGGUGUAUCAGUGUUCUGGGAAAAGAGGGAUUCAACUCAGGGAGAUUUUAUUUUGAGGUUCAAGUGAAGGACAAAACUAACUGGGAUUUAGGAGUGGUCAGUGAAUCUAUUAAAAGAAAGGGAUCGCUCAAAGCAAUUCCUCAGGAAGGAUUCUGGAUUGUGUCUCUGAGAAAUAAUAAGAAUUAUUUGGCCUUUGCUCAUACAGAUAUCUUUCUGUCUCUGAAAGUGAAACCACAGAAGGUCGGGGUGUUUGUGGAUUAUGAGGAGGGUUUGGUUUGUUUUCAUGAUGUAGAGUCCAUGUCUCAUAUCUACUCUUUCGCUGGUCAAACUUUCACUAAGAGACUGUUUCCUUACUUUUGCCCAUGCCAUAAUAAUGGAGGUAGAAAUUCAGCUCCUCUGGUCAUCUUACCUCUUCAUUACAACAAAUGAAUUUACUGUACAUUUUGCAUCUAAAGUACUAUUCACACAGGAUUAGUAUCAUCUGGGGACCUUGUGUGAUUAAGAAAUUACCAAAUCUGAGUUUUGUAUGGCCCAUUCAAACUGGAUAAGCGAAGCCUGUGAUUUUACUGAAAUUUACUGAAUUAUCUCCCAGAUAUGAUUUUGAGGCUUUGCAUACCACAUUAUCUUAUACUAUGCCACAACACUCUGUAAAAGGUACAUUUUACAUAGUAUUUGUUCUAGGGUGCGUUUGCCAAAAGAUUGUUAGCAAACUAUGUUCGUUGUUACCAUUAAACUCUAUUAGUAAUGACAGAAAUUGUGACCAUAGUUGCUGUCAGGAAACGCCCUGAUCAGCCUUGUUGCGAUGACGCGUCAAGCCACAUGAAACUCAUCUGAAAGUAUUAUUGCUGUUCUUGUGUUUGCAAUAAUUGCUUCUAAGUCACUUUGGGCAAAAGCGUCUGCUACGUGACUAAAUGUAAAGUUGAUUAAAUAAGACAGAAAUUUGGCUGAGAUACAACUAUCUGAAAAAUUGGAAUCUGAGGGUGCCAAAAAUCAAAAAUUUGACAAAAACUCCCCUUUACUUUUCUGUUACGUGCCUGUGUCUGCAUUUGUGUGUUCUCUCUUUUCUAUCUUCUCUCUAGCGCUCUUCAUUCAUUAUUCCGUUCUGGGGAAUCCCUGGUGACCAUCAUUUCAUCCACCAAUCCUGUUACGCCCUCUGCUUUAAAAACCUCCCACCAUUUUUCCCAAAGGAAUGCUUUUGCUACUGUUCCCAUUUCGUGUAUGUUUCAGACACUUUAUAUCCUUUAUUCUUCCUUCAAUGUUUUGUUACAUCUUGUUGUUUUUCCUGUUUUCGUUUGUCCGUCUGAAUCUUUUUUUUUAUGUCUUGUUUUUUCGUUGUUUUAUGGAGAAGUGUUAUUUUUUGUUUACACAUAGGAAUAAUAUUUUGUUUGAUACAUUAGGUAAGGAUCUGGUACCACCCGCUGUAUGUUAUCGAGGUUUAGAGUAGAAUGUAUUUCAGCCAAGGAUCCACAGCUCCUGUCAAUUUUAUGGUUUUGCAAUGAAUUAAUACAGUAACUCAACUCAUUAUAUCUUGAGCAUCACCAUGAGCAGUGUUGGGGCUAGUUACUAAAAUAAAAGUAAUAUAUUACGUAUUACAUAUUACUCUCAAAAAUAGUAAUGCCUUACUUUACUUUAUUACUCCCUGGAGAAAGUAACUAGUUAUAUUACUAGUUAUAUUACUAGUUAAAAAAAAUUUCUGGACAAGAAUGUUUAUUUGGGCAAGCCACGGCCAAGAAAAUGCUGCCUUCCUUACCCGCUACCGGACGCGGGGCACAGCGUUCGGAGAAACAUUAAAGAGUUAUUUUCCUUCCGUUGAACAUAAUAAAAUAUGACUGAAUCUCCACCCGUCGAAACUAGCUUUCUGUUGCUGGGAACCUUCCUCUGUAAAAGAGCUUGCCGUUGUUGACGCUUCCAUUUUCCCAAUCUGUCUUUGAGUGUGCCGCUCUUUGCUGUUGGCUGCCGGGUGUCGACCAAUCGGUGAUGGUAAAUAAUACCUCGUGCCAAACUUAGA
Messenger RNA from Misgurnus anguillicaudatus (oriental weatherfish), 3731 nucleotides. Its product is annotated as zinc-binding protein A33-like. The record is from RefSeq and is a predicted model, not a curated record. NCBI's taxonomy places the organism in Eukaryota, Metazoa, Chordata, Actinopteri, Cypriniformes, Cobitidae. Gene Ontology annotation, molecular function: zinc ion binding; protein binding.